UGCCAAUUGACAGUGACAGUGACAGCCCUUAGCUAGCCAGUUAGUAUUUAGAUAGAAAAUCGAGUAAACAGCUGGAUCCACUCUCCUGCACGAAUCAGAAUAUGUUAUCCAAUUCGCCGCCGGGUUACUGGUCCUACUACGAGUCUCCUCUCCAUCCCAGCCUUUCCGCACAACACCGGCCGCUAGACAGCCGUACACUGCGUUGGGGGUGUCAUAGCUCUCCAGCACCCAGGAAGCUAAGCACGCCAGAGCCAGUCCGACAAGAACUAGCGCUCCGAAGAGCUUGGCAUCCUGUAGUGGCGAGAGAGCCGUGGGAAUCUACUGGACAGAAUACUGCCAGGACUGGCGAGAGCAACAUGAACACACGGUCUCUACAGGGACCUGAUGCCCGGCUCAAUCUAAUACGGCUGGUGGUAGUUAGCAGGAGUGGUAGCAGAGGAAGAACCACAGUGAGCAGCAGUUUGGCGGGAUGAGUGCUGCAGCGACGGACCAAGCUGACAUCCUCACUGUGCUUGUCCUGGUCAAGGAACGAUGGAAAGUGACAAAGAAGAUAGGCGGCGGUGGCUUUGGGGAGAUCUACGAGGCGUUGGACCUGCUGACCAGGGUCAGUGUUGCUCUGAAGGUGGAGUCAGCACAGCAGCCUAAACAGGUCCUCAAGAUGGAGGUGGCUGUCCUCAAGAAACUCCAGGGUAAAGAACACGUGUGUCGCUUUGUUGGAUGCGGCCGCAAUGACCGCUUCAACUAUGUGGUGAUGGAGCUUCAGGGGCGUAACCUGGCAGAGCUGAGGCGCAGUAUGACGCGGGGCACGUUUACAGUCAGCACCACCCUGAGACUGGGACGACAGACACUAGAAGCUAUAGAGAGCAUCCACUCUGUUGGCUUCCUGCACAGAGACAUCAAACCGUCCAACUUUGCCAUGGGCCGGUUCCCCAGUACCUGUAGGACCUGCUACAUGCUGGACUUUGGCCUGGCACGCCAGUUCACUAACUCCUGCCAAGAGGUUCGACCGCCUCGCCCAGUAGCAGGGUUCAGAGGCACAGUCCGCUAUGCGUCCGUCAACGCACACAAGAACAAGGAGAUGGGUCGGCAUGACGACCUGUGGUCCCUCUUCUACAUGCUGGUGGAGUUCAUGGUUGGACAGUUGCCAUGGAGAAAGAUCAAAGACAAGGAGCAUGUAGGGAAGCUGAAGGACAGCUAUGACCACAGGCUCAUGCUGAAACACCUCUCUCUCUCUCUCUCUAUCUCUCCCUCCAUCUCUCUAUCUCUCCCUCCAUCUCUCUAUCUCUCCCUCCCUCCCCAGGAGCAUGUAGGGAAGCUGAAGGACAGCUAUGACCACAGGCUCAUGCUGAAACACUUGCCAGCUGAGUUCACUGUCUUCCUGGAUCACAUCUCUAACCUGGACUACUUCACCAAACCAGACUAUCAGCUGCUGUUGUCAGUGUUUGACAACAGUAUGAAGACCUACAACGUGGUGGAGAAUGACCCGUAUGACUGGGAGAGGACUGGGUCUGAUGGCACUCUGACCAUCAACGCCAUAGCCACCACACCACAGCACCACACACGACUUACCCCAGCACACAUGGGCAUGGCCAAUGCAUCCCUGAUCCCUGGGGACCUGGCGAGGGAGAACACAGAUGAUGUUCUGCAGGACGAGCAGCUUAGUGACAACGGGGAGAACAACCCUCCUCCAGACCGCCGCCCCGGAUCCCCCAGCAUGCCCCGGGCCAACCAGGAAGCUGACGUCUGGGAGGAGCUGGACCGUAACCGUAACCGCAUCAGGACCGCUGUGUGGAAGGCAGCAACAGAGGAGGAGCACAGCAACAACCAGGGGGGUCUCCAGAGCCCGUAUGCCAACCUCAGCCUGGGCUCCCCUGUCCGGGUACACUCUGAGAUGGUGGGGGUGUCAGGACAGGAUGGUGGUAGUCCUCUCCUCAUGAAGCUCCGUAACAUCCACAGCUUUGAGCUGGACAGGAGGCUGACCCUGGAGACCAAGCCCAGUCCUGAACGGUUCAUGGAGGCGUGCUUAGGGAAUCAGCAGGAGAAGGGCCUGGCUGUACCCACUGGAGGUGCCACAGGACCAGGGCGUGGUGGCACUGACCGAGUCUGGCACAAUGACGAGGAGUUCCUAUCCGGUGGCGGUGCCAGCGGCUCACCCAAACCCGUCUCCCCUCACUCCCACAGGUCUCUGGAACAGGGCGAGGGGGCCCCCAGCAGCGGAGGCUUCGUGGCCCUCAACCUGAGCUCCGGCCAGGGGAAGGUGGACUCCAGGGAGUGUGUGAUGAUGGAGAGGCCCAGUGGGUUCCCAGGGACAGGAAUGGGGGAUAAAGCUACGACCAUCCCCUCCAAGGAGGAAGAAGAGGAGCUGGAGGUGCUGGAGGUACCCCUGAGAGCAGGAGAGGAGUCCACGGGGAACCCCAGCCCUGGUCAGGUCCAUGGGGAUGGGGAUCUCCAGGGGCAACCAGGCGCCAGCGGACGACCCCCCAGGGUGGACAGGCUGGAGCUGAGUGUGGGACCUACGGGAAGCCUGCCCCCCGUCACCCCCUCUAGCCCUGCUGAUGCCCUGGCUGAGGGAGCACUGACACAGCUCCCUACCUCUCCUCCAUCUCUGCCUGAGGAAGUGUUGGCCAGGAUGUCCAGUCCCCUGCUCCUGCGUUCCCCAAGCCCGCACUCCCAGACCCUCCUCACCACCCUGUCGGACCCCCUGCACCAGAGGGACCCCCCUGGGAUGAGUCGCAGCUACUCAGCCGACCACCACCACCAGUACCUCCUCCAUCCCACCUCCUCUUCCUCCUACCACGCCUCCCUACCGCCACCUCCUCACCCCGGCCUCGUCUCCGCCCGUAACCAAUCACCCUCCGGGCGCAGGAAACUGCCCGCUAUCCCGGCGGGCGCCGCCAGCAGCAAGUUCCCUUCCGUUAUACGCAUCACACGCGCUCAACUCCAGCAGCUGACAGCUCAGCAGUCCCAGUCUGGCUCAGACUGUGCUCCACAGUGCCUACAACUGGAGAGACGAGGAGAUGCCACAGCUGAGGCCCAGCAGCCCCAGGAUAAUACUGCUACCACUGACAUCUACAUCCUGCCCACCCCUAGCCAGCCUGGCAGCCCCACCAGCCUGGAUGACCUCCUGGCAGAUACCCUGAUCAACGGAGGAGACACCCAGACCUACACCAAAGCCCACAGCCCUGUGCCAAGCCGAGCGUCCUCUCCUCGCUCCCCCCGUUCUCCUCGCUCCCCCCGUUCUCCUCGUUCCCCCCGUUCUCCUCGUUCCCCCCGUUCUCCUCGCGCCCCCCGUUCUCCUACCUCCCCCCGUUCUCACUCCCCCCGUUCUCACUCCCCCCGUUCUCCUACCUCCCCCCAUUCUCACUCCCCCCGUUCUCCUACCUCCCCCCGUUCUCCUACCUCCCCCCGUUAUCACUCCCCCCGUUCUCCUACCUCCCCCCGUUAUCACUCCCCCCGUUCUCCUACCUCCCCCCGUUCUCACUCCCCCUGUUCUCCUCGCUCCCCCCGUUCUCUUCAUUCUCCACGUUCUAAGUCCCCUCGCUCCCCCCGUUCUCUUCAUUCUCCACGUUCUAAGUCCCCUCGCUCUCCCCGUUCUCUUCAUUCUCCACAUUCUAAUUCUCCUCGCUCCCCCCGUUCUCUUCAUUCUCCACGUUCUAAUUCCCCUCGCUCCCCCCGUUCUCCUCAUUCUCCACGUUCUAAUUCCCCUCGCACCCCCCGUUCUCUUCAUUCUCCACGUUCUAAUUCCCCUCGCUCCCCUCGUUCUCUUCUUUCUCCACGUUCUAAUUCCCCUCGCUCCCCCCGUUCUCUUCAUUCUCCACGUUCUAAUUCCCCUCGCUCCCCCCACAGCCCACUGUUAGGCCUAGUAAACGGCCAUCUCUCUCCCCCAGCUAACGGCCAGGGAGACGGCAGUGGCAGUGGAGCCUUCCCAGAGCUCAAAGACCCAGAGAGUGACCAACCCCAGCCUGUUAGGGGAGAUGGGGUGGAGACCACUGACCAAACCCCAGCUCUGACCACCCCAUCUCCGCCACCCAGCCCCCGUAAGGACCCCUCCCGCAGGCUGAGCCGUAUCCCCGUCCUGCUAGACCUUCUCCCCACCCCUGGCUCUGCCAUGGAGAAGCUGCUCCAGAAGAAAGCCCCCCACCACCAGAGAGGAGGCCACCACCCAGCCCCUUCUCUCUCUAUCUCCCACCGCGGCCCCGCCGUGGCCUCGCUCCCCCACGGGGACCAGCUAUCCUCCGCCUCAGACCGUUCUGAGAAGGCCGAUGAGUCGUUCCUGGGCUCGCGCUCUGACUGCCAGGGGGAUGACGCCCCCUCCCUCUCCUCCUCUUCCAGCCCCCUGUUCCGUAAGAGCAAGAUCCCACGCCCUUUUAACCCUGCUAACCCGGCCCCAGAGCAGGAGAGUCGUGCACAGUACCUUCCACGCCCACCCCCGGGGAGACCACCCAGUCGGCUUGCAUCGGAGGGCAGACUGAAGCGUUAUCGGAUCCGAGCGGGCAGCACAAGCGACUCAGACCUCCUGACCUGUCUGUCCCAGCUGAUGCACCAUGGUCAGGGUGGUGGUUCUGCACGCGGUUCCCCCCACCACGGCCACUCCUCAGCCCAGCUUGUAGGCUCCCGGAUGGGCAUGUGUAGCCUGACCAGCUCCCCCCACCAACAUCACCACCGGAGCUCCAGUGCCUCCCCACGCAGCUGUUCCUCUCUACAGCGCUCUGUCUCCUCCUCCCCCUCUCGCCACGAACACCGCGGGGGAGAGCGAGGCAGAGGGGUUUGUUUUGGUCGCUCCUGUUCUCCUCCCAGCUUCUCUGGGUCCCCCCCUCCUCCCCGGCGCUCCUACCCCCACCAUCAGGAGAAAUGCUGCGGCCGCCAGGCCCGCACCGGUUCCCACCACCACCACGCCCUCAAGUGGAAAGCCUGCAGCCGCGAGGAGAGAGAGAGGAAGUGCUCCAGCAAGCUGAGCAGCAGAUAAUGGGUCACUGCUCUGGCCCUGGUCCUAGCCUGACCCAUACAAACCUCUGGGCCCGUUUAUUCAAGUGUCUCAGAGUAGGACUGCUGAUCUAGGAUCAGUUUGGCCUUUUAGGUAAUAAUGAGUAAGAUUACAUGGACAAUCGUAUUCAUUAUGACCUAAAAGGUUAGACUGAUCCUAGAUCAGUAGUCUUAUUGUGAGAUGCUUUAUGAGUAUGGCCUGGGAGUCAGUGUCGUUGCCACAGCAGAGGGUGGGAUCAGGAUGUUGAUGCAGACCAAACGAUCCUGCUCUGGAUCAAUGAAGACCUGAGGCUUCUGUCAGAGCAUACUGCACAUAAUGUCCCCCCCUCUCCUCUCCUGUUCUCUCUCUCUCUCGUUCACUUGUAAUCCUUCACACUUUCUUCUCUAAUUCCUACCAUUUGGUCAUUGUUUAGUCACUAUUUCAUAUGCCCACUUUAAUAGUUCAUACCUAAUGCCAAAAGGAUCUCUGUGCAUUAUACUGUGCUGUAUAAGAUGUUGGUGUUCUUACUUGUGGGGUGUUUCCCCUCAUAUCAUCAGGAAAGUGAACACACUUAGCUCUCAUUCAGAAUACCUUAGGUCAGUUAGUGGAUGAGCACUCAUUUAUACAUCACUAACCAAUUUAAUAUAGACUCAGUCUAUUCUGUUUCCUCUGUACUGACCUGGGGAGUGCAAGGUAUAGCAGGUCUACAUUUAUGGCCAUGAAGCUCCAGAGAAAUGUACACUACCUACAGAACCUAUUUAUUUACAUCUUGACACACUUGUCACACCAGGUACACACGAACUGAUGACAUCAUCGAUUGAUGUGUCCUCGCUCUUUCUCUCUCUCUGACUUCAGAUGUACAGUGAGUGUCGUUUAUUUCAAAGGCAUUUAAAGCAAUCAAUUGAUCAAUGAUAGAAGUGAUCAGUCUUUUGAGAAGGAAGUGAUCCUUCCUUUAAUACAAUCAUAUAAAAUGUGUGUGUGCUCACACACGUACUUGUGCCUAAUGUGUUGACUGAUCUGGGGAAUCUAAAUGGCCAACUAAAUGUGUGAUUGAACACUAGUCACUGGGCCAUGAUUCCCUUUGUAUGCUCCUCUUCAGAAUGGAAUCGGACUUUGUGUCCCAAUUCUUUACCCUUCUGCCCUGGACUUCAUAGGAAAUUAAUGGUGUAAGAGAUAUGAUGGCAACCCUCCCUAACCUUGCCCAUGCUUACAACCAUCCAAUUAAUUUAAAUAUAUGGAUGGGGGGGGGGGGGGGUUGGGAUGCCUGCUGAUAACACUUAUGGUACUCAUUACUACACUAGUGGUGAAUACUAAGUUAUUAUUAUUAUUCGUGUAUAAUGUGUGCCUUGCCUUGGCGCUUUGAACAGCUUCUGGUUUCACUGCAAAGUAUGUUUCUCAUUUUUAUUCAAGGAGCCUAAUAAGACUAAUUUGUUCCAGCUGCAAAGACAGACAAUCCUCAUCAUGUGAUUGUAGCAGUCUUAUUCACUACAAAGACAGACAAUCCUCAUCAUGUGGUUGUAGCAGUCUUAUUCACUACAAAGACAGACAAUCCUCAUCAUGUGAUUGUAGCAGUCUUAUUCACUACAAAGACAGACAGUCCUCAUCAUGUGAUUGUAGCAGUCUUAUUCACUACAAAGACAGACAAUCCUCAUCAUGUGGUUGUAGCAGUCUUAUUCACUGCAAAGACAGACAGUCCUCAUCAUGUGGUUGUAGCAGUCUUAUUCACUACAAAGACAGACAGUCCUCAUCAUGUGGUUGUAGCAGUCUUAUUCACUGCAAAGACAGACAGUCCUCAUCAUGUGAUUGUAGCAGUCUUAUUCACUACAAAGACAGACAGUCCUCAUCAUGUGGUUGUAGCAGUCUUAUUCACUACAAAGACAGACAAUCCUCAUCAUGUGGUUGUAGCAGUCUUAUUCACUACAAAGACAGACAGUCCUCAUCAUGUGAUUGUAGCAGUCUUAUUCACUACAAAGACAGACAGUCCUCAUCAUGUGGUUGUAGCAGUCUUAUUCACUACAAAGACAGACAGUCCUCAUCAUGUGGUUGUAGCAGUCUUAUUCACUACAAAGACAGACAGUCCUCAUCAUGUGAUUGUAGCAGUCUUAUUCACUACAAAGACAGACAGUCCUCAUCAUGUGAUUGUAGCAGUCUUAUUCACUACAAAGACAGACAGUCCUCAUCAUGUGAUUGUAGCAGUCUUAUUCACUACAAGGAAAAGGAAGCCAAGUUAAUGUUUUUAUUUCAUUUAUUCAGACAAUAUUUGAAGAAAUAUCAUUUUUAUUUAUGAUAUUAAAGAAAGGAAAUGUUUUAAACUAAAAUGUAGAUAUUAUGUUUUGUAUAAAGUUUAGUUCAGGUCCAACAUUUAUGUCAAAUAAUAUCCUAAUAUUUCUGUCAGAGUUUCCCUCCUCCGGACCUCCAGUACCCCCAACAGCACACGUUGUUGUAGCCCCGGACAAACAUACCUGAUUUAGUUCAUGGAGGGCUUGAUGAUUAGUUGACAAGUUGAAUCAGGUGUGCUUAUCCAGGGCCACAAUAAAAAUGUGUUCUGUUGUGGGUACUGGAGUUGGAAACACUGAUUUAUGGCAUAUAAAUAUCCUAUACCAAAUCAAUGUUUCAAACUCCCAAAGGAUAAAAAACAUGUGAAGAAGAAUGUUGUCUUUGCUUUGUAAUGACAUGUUUUGUGCACUAUUAUUUCAAACAGUUAAUGUAUUGUUUGAGAACCAACCCCAUUUUCUUUACUUCAUAAAGACUCAAUGAACACUCAUGUAAACCCUCCCUCACCUUACCUUGGUUCUACCUACUACACCCUCUCCCUUAGCCUGAAACCCAGAACCAGUUUUGUGCUGACAUUCCACUCGUUGUACUCCGUGUCAUUGUCAAGCAUUGGCACGACAAGGAGUGGUAUGAUAGCAGAAACAGUGAUACGCAGGCUACCUCUUCCCACCCCCCUGCUUGUAAUAUACUGUGAUAUAACUAACUCAUGCUUCCAGCACUACUACGCCUUGCAUGAGCUGCCUACCAAGAAAAGAGAAAAACAAUCAACCAAUCAGUGAAGUAAGCAGCAUACCAGUUCCCAUAAUGCACUGUGAUUGUCUGAAAGGGAAUUAUGUUUGUUGGGUAGUACCACAUGUAUUUUGGUUGGAAUAUUUAAUUUGCUUAGUUUUCCCUUUCGUCUCAUGAUCUCGUUCACUCUUAUCGUCCCACUUGACCCACAGCAUUGGCCUGGUUUCCUAGCUCUCCAAUGCUCACAUCUUAGGACUACUGUACUGACUCAUUACUGCUAAAAAACAAACUUUUUAUUUUACAUCUGUCUGAUUGGCCUAUUAUCAUGAUGUGACACAUGCAUAGUAUGGUCUGAUUGGCCUAUUAUCAUGAUGUGACACAUGCAUAGUAUGGUCUGAUUGGCUUAUUAUCAUGAUGUGACAAAUGCAUAGUAUGGUCUGAUUGGCUUAUUAUCAUGAUGUGACACAUGCAUAGUAUGGUCUGAUUGGCCUAUUAUCAUGAUGUGACACAUGCAUAGUAUGGUCUGAUUGGCCUAUUAUCAUGAUGUGACACAUGCAUAGUAUGAAUAACGUGUAGAGGAAAAUAAUUGCCUUAAUCUAAAGUACUUGUAUCAUACAUCCAUCAUCUACUGUAAUACUGCAGUAUGAGAUGAACUAUAAUGAUCUACUGUAAUUCUGCAGUAUUAGAUUAACUAUAAUGAUCUACUGUAAUUCUGCAGUAUUAGAUUAACUAUAAUGAUCUACUGUAAUUCUGCAGUAUGAAAUGAACUAUAAUGAUCUACUGUAAUUCUGCAGUAUUAGAUGAACUAUAAUGAUCUACUGUAAUUCUGCAGUAUGAAAUGAACUAUAAUGAUCUACUGUAAUUCUGCAGUAUGAAAUGAACUAUAAUGAUCUACUGUAAUUCUGCAGUAUGAGAUGAACUAUAAUGAUCUACUGUAAUUCUGCAGUAUGAGAUGAACUAUAAUGAUCUACUGUAAUUCUGCAGUAUUAGAUGAACUAUAAUGACCUACUGUAAUUCUGCAGUAUGAGAUGAACUAUAAUGAUCUACUGUAAUUCUGCAGUAUGAGAUGAACUAUAAUGAUCUACUGUAAUUCUGCAGUAUGAGAUGAACUAUAAUGAUCUACUGUAAUUCUGCAGUAUGAGAUGAACUAUAAUGAUCUACUGUAAUUCUGCAGUAUGAGAUGAACUAUAAUGAUAUGCAGUAUGUCAAGUGGAUUGUUUUACUUGGUCCAUUGUGGUUGAUGGUAUUGGUACCUGCCUACAGUCUGGUGGCAUUCCAGGUUGUUUACAUUACAGACAUGUUGAUACAGAUCUGAUUGAACUAAGAUAUCUACAUUGCAGGAACCCCAUAAAUUACUUAAUGAUCUGUCUCACAGGGCAAUGUGUAGGCAGCCUGGAACGCCCCCUCUUUCUCACAGAGCGACAUGUAGGCAGCCUGGAAAACCCUCUCUGUCUUACAGAGCAACAUGUAGGCUGCCUGGAACACCCUCUCUGUCUUACAGAGCAACAUGUAUGCAGCCUGGAACACCCUCUCUGUCUUACAGAGCAACAUGUAGGCUGCCUGGAACACCCUCUCUGUCUUACAGAGCGACAUGUAGGCUGCCUGGAACACCCACUCUGUCUUACAGAGCAACAUGUAGGCAGCCUGGAACACCAUUCUGUCUCACGGAACAACAUGUAGGCAGCCUGGAACACCCUUCUGUCUUACAGAGCAACAUGUAGGCAGCCUGGAACACCCUCUCUGUCUUACAGAGCAACAUGUAGGCAGCCUGGAACACCAUUCUGUCUUACAGAGCAACAUGUAGGCUGCCUGGAACACCCACUCUGUCUUACAGAGCAACAUGUAGGCUGCCUGGAACACCCUCUCUGUCUUACAGAGCAACAUGUAGGCUGCCUGGAACACCCUCUCUGUCUUACAGAGCGAAAUGUAGGCUGCCUGGAACACCCUCUCUGUCUUACAGAGCGACAUGUAGGCUGCCUGGAAAACCCUCUCUGUCUUACAGAGCAACAUGUAGGCAGCCUGGAACACCCUUCUGUCUCACGGAAAAACAUGUAGGCUGCCUGGAACACCCUCUCUGUCUUACAGAGCAACAUGUAGGCUGCCUGGAACACCCACUCUGUCUUACAGAGCAACAUGUAGGCUGCCUGGAACACCCUCUCUGUCUUACAGAGCAACAUGUAGGCUGCCUGGAACACCCACUCUGUCUUACAGAGCAACAUGUAGGCUGCCUGGAACACCCUCUCUGUCUUACAGAGCGACAUGUAGGCAGCCUGGAACACCCUCUCUGUCUUACAUAGCGACAUGUAGGCUGCCUGGAACACCCUCUCUGUCUUACAGAGCGACAUGUAGGCUGCCUGGAACACCCUCUCUGUCUUACAGAGCGACAUGUAGGCUGCCUGGAACACCCUCUCUGUCUUACAGAGCGACAUGUAGGCUGCCUGGAACACCCUCUCUGUCUUACAGAGCGACAUGUAGGCUGCCUGGAACACCCUUCUGUCUCACGGAGCAACAUGUAGGCAGCCUGGAACACCCUUCUGUCUCACGGAGCAACAUGUAGGCAGCCUGGAACACCCUUCUGUCUCACGGAGCAACAUGUAGGCAGCCUGGAACACCCUUCUGUCUCACGCAGCAACAUGUAGGCAGCCUGGAACACCCUUCUGUCUUACAGAGCAACAUGUAGGCAGCCUGGAACACCAUUCUGUCUCACGGAACAACAUGUAGGCAGCCUGGAACACCCUUCUGUCUCACGGAGCAACAUGUAGGCAGCCUGGAACACCAUUCUGUCUCACGGAACAACAUGUAGGCAGCCUGGAACACCCUUCUGUCUCACGGAGCAACAUGUAGGCAGCCUGGAACACCAUUCUGUCUCACGGAGCAGCUAUGAUGGGACUCAUCCCAAGGCCAACACAGACAGUGUUCAGUCAGUCAGUCGCCUUAAUCAUGUCUUUUCUCUUCUCUUCCCCUGGCUGUGUGUAAAGCAAGGGAUAACUGAACUGUGUCUGUAUGUGUACUCUGUGCUGAGGAUCACUCCACUGCUUAGCACCAACCUACUGUCAGGUUCCUCCCAUAGGCUGUAUAGGGUUCUCCGUUUCCCUCUUUGACAGGUGUGUUAUUUGUCAUAUGCGCCACAUACAACAGGUGUAGACUUUACUGUGAAAUGCUUAUUUACGAGCCCUUUCCCAACAAUGCAGAGUCAAAAAGGACAAAUAAUUAGCUAAAUAAAAAAGGGAAUAGUAACACAAUAAAAUAACAGAAACGAGACUAUAUACAAGGAGUACCAGUACAGAGUCAAUGUGCAGGGGUACGAGGUAACUGAGGUAAUAUGUACAUGUAGGUAGGGGUAAAAGUGACUAGGCAAUCAGGAUAAGUUGAUAAACAGAUUAGCAGCCGUGUGUGUGUCGUCAUUAUGCAUGUGUGAGCGUGUGUGUGUGUGUUCUGCCUUUACAGAUCUGUGGGAACAAUUCCUCCAGCAAAUUAGUGUCAGAUAGAUUGCUUUGCUUUCUGUUGGCAGCUCUGGUCUUAUUGGCUCGUUUGGCCCGAUCAAGUUGUCCAUUAACUGGACAGAAUGCGUGACUUCAACGUCAGUAACAAUAUGACCAGUGAGCUGUGUCUGGGUUCUGGAAUCAGAACCGGGUUUGAGUGUUCGAAGGGUUUUAAAUUCCUCUUGGUUGUAUGAUAAAGGUCCGUUUUUACAUCCAGAGAUUGUGAUGUAAAAAUCCAUAUAGUACCACACCAAGCAGUAUUGCGAUAUCUUUUAAAUUUUAGGCUAUAUUCGGUACUUCCAUAAGUUAACAAACUGCAACUUUUUUAAUAUAUAACUGUAAAAAGUGAAAGUAUUAGUUUCAAAGAUCAUCUUGAUGAACCACAACAUUUCUUCAGUAACGGCUUCAGUAAAAGCAAAGAGCUAAAGGAAUAAACAGUGAUGCCAAUAAUCAAUACAUUAAUCAUACUUGUAUUGUAUUGUUAUUAUUGCACAAACAAAGUGGUAUAUUGUUAUUUUCCUGACUGAGAUUAUGAUAUGUCACUGGUGACAUGGUGGUGUGAUUGUAAAGGUGUCACAAAGCUGUCAUAGCAUGCCUGUAUCUGUGCUCCAAUGAUUGUACUCAUUCAUGGCCAGGCCACACAGAUACAGAGUCAAAAAGUUGGAAGUUUUUGGGACAAUAGGCUAAACAUCUAAGAACAACAACAAAUUGAUAUAUUGGGUGUAUGGAUGCUCAUUGUUGCCUGUGUGACUUCAGUGUUAGAUAUUUCUUGAAAUGGUUCACAUUUUAGUCCUGUGUUGCAACGGUUUAGAAAUAUGUGUACAGUCAGAAGGAAAGACUGUAACAAGGGGAAGAUCUACAUUGUACAUAACUGUAAUUAUAUAUGUUAAUUUUAUCAUUCAUACCAUAUCAAUGCCUUGUACAGUGUUUUUUUCAGUUCAUUUAAAAUUAUUUUUUAUUUUAUUUUUAUAAACUGGUUAUAAAUAAAAUACUCAUUCAGCAUGCAGAAAAUGAUA
Messenger RNA from Salvelinus fontinalis (brook trout), 12464 nucleotides. Its product is annotated as tau-tubulin kinase 2-like. Gene Ontology annotation, molecular function: ATP binding; protein serine/threonine kinase activity. Bases 470 to 4966 code for a protein of 1498 amino acids. Gene Ontology annotation, biological process: signal transduction; peptidyl-serine phosphorylation; cilium assembly. The record is from RefSeq and is a predicted model, not a curated record. Lineage: Eukaryota; Metazoa; Chordata; Actinopteri; Salmoniformes; Salmonidae. The transcript is spliced from 15 exons. Gene Ontology annotation, cellular component: nucleus; cytoplasm; ciliary basal body.